CACACCAAGCAUAAACCAGGCCCACCACCAAUUAGCGGCGCUUAUCGACGGGGAAAGCGUAACCCUAAGGCUGCCAAUGUCAUAGGGCGUAGGGUGUGCCUUCCUAGUGCCUCGGCUGUUCAAGGGAUGGCGCUUUUCCUCCCCAACCGUUUGGUAUUCAGUCCACAACAAGGGUACGGGAUUCACCAUGAAUGCCCUUGCGUGGAAAGGUUGCUCUAAGAGAGUUCCAUCGCUCGCAACAAGAAGCACUGCUCUAUUCCGGCGAACCAUGUCGCAGUUUCGGGUCGUCGAGCACACGGUCCGGGCCCAGCAUAUCCGAGACCGAUUCGGCGCGACGGAACCAGGCCAAGCGAACAGGCUACGUCUGGCUGUGAAACAAUACAUCCCGAAGUCAAACGAAAAGCCAUCUCCUGGAGAUGUCACAAUCAUUGGUGCGCAUGCGAACGGGUUUCCGAAGGAAAUGUACGAGCCGUUAUGGGAUGAUCUGGAACAGCGAAUGAGCUCUCUGGGCAGGAGGAUUCGGAGUAUAUGGAUCGCAGAUGUCGCUCACCAAGGCCAGAGUAGCGUCUUGAAUGAGACAAUCCUUGGCAAUGAUCCUAGCUGGAAUGACCAUGCGAGGGACCUCCUCUUUUUAAUUAACCAGUACCAAGACGAGAUGCCCCAUCCUAUCAUCGGAGUAGGACAUAGCAUGGGUGGCAUGCAUUUAGCCAACUUAGCAGUAUUGCACCCAUCGCUCCUCCAGGCUCUUGUUUUGAUUGAUCCCGUCAUUCAGACCGAGAACCCGAGCAAGGACUACGCUCCUGCCUCGAGCUACAGACGCGACAUAUGGCCCACAAAGCAAGAUGCCAUACAAAGAUUUGAGAGCAACAAGGUAUAUCAGAAAUGGGAUCCUCGUGUAUUAGAAAAGUAUGUGGAAUAUGGACUUCGCGAGGUGCCGACCGAGAUAUACCCGGAGCCUGGUGAACUCGGCCCAGGACCAGUGACAUUGACCACUCCUAAAGCCCAAGAAGUAUUUACUUUUCUGCGACCUAGUUAUGAAGGCGGAAGAGUGGAUCUUGAGCAAGAUGAAUGGCAAAAUGAGAUGCACCAGGACGAUUUAGAAGAAGGCUAUCCGUUUUACCGACCAGAACCGGCACAGCUUUUCCGUCGUUUGGGCGAGAUGAAACCGAGCGUUUUGUACAUUUUCGGGGAAAGCUCUGAAUUAUCGUCGCCUGCCGCUCGUCAGGCCAAGAUGGAUGCUACAGGUACUGGUGUUGGUGGAAAUGGUGGUGUUGGUCGGCAGCGAGUGAAGGAAGUGACGCUGCCGACAGGACAUCUCGUUCCAAUGGAACGAGUUAUGGAUUGCGCCAAUGCGAUUGCGACAUUUAGCAAUACCGAGCUGACCAGAUGGGAUGUCGAGCGCCAGAAGUACCUUCAGAGGUGGAAUGCGAUACCGCGUCGUGACAAGAUCACGGUCGACGAUAAAUGGAAACAGCAUAUCGGCACAAUAUCGAGGAAGCCUAAACUAUGAGAUUAUAUUUCAGCUUGCUUACGGCGACAAAGGCUAUAGAGAAGAUGUCUUUAUCUAUUGGAGGCUGUUAGCAGUUCUUUAUGCUUUUUUAUUACGAAAGCCUCGGCUUAAAGGUCCCAACCAUAGAUUGUAGAUAGAUUGGCAGAUUGACAAACAAAUGAUCUAGACUAAGUUCUGGCAUGA
Aspergillus caelatus is the source of this 1693-nucleotide messenger RNA. Its product is annotated as Alpha/beta hydrolase family-domain-containing protein. The transcript has 4 exons. Lineage: Eukaryota; Fungi; Ascomycota; Eurotiomycetes; Eurotiales; Aspergillaceae. The coding region runs from base 188 to 1510 and encodes 440 amino acids. The record is from RefSeq and is a predicted model, not a curated record.